AUGGAGUCUACGGGCGUGGCUAUUCAAAUGCAGGGCGGUGUGCCCCCACCCAAUGUCCAGGGUUUGCCUCCGGGCCUUCAGUAUUUGGCGGGACUUACUGAGAUAAAUAUUCACCAGCAUUUAGACAUGCUAGAAGAUACUGACUGCUGUACCAGACAGCUGUGUGGACCUGCCAGGCCUUUCAAUAUGAACAUCACCGACAACAACUUCCAGCCUCUGAUCUCGCUGUACCGGCCACUUAGAUGUCAGGCAAGCUUCUUGUGGUGCUGCUAUCUACAGGAGAUGGACAUCAUGUCACCUCCGGGCCUUUCCGUUGGCGGGCUUAAACAAAUAUGGACGCCAUGGAAACCAAAGUUCCAAGUUCAUGAUGCGCAGCAGACGCCACUGUUCCAGAUCGAUGGAGAAUGCUGUUUCUGUUGCCCAUGUACUGACAUCAUGUUUACGAUCACUGACAUAUCCAAAGGCCAGCAGAUUGGUGAGAUUGUAAAACACUGGGGAGGAUGUCGAGAAAUCUUCGGGGGUGUCAACGAUUUCAAGGUCACUUUCCCCGGGGAUUUGGAUGUUAUGAGCAAAGCUUUGUUGUUGGGAGCGACCUUCCUGAUUGACUUCAACUACUUUGAGCCGAAAAAGAACUAAAGCAGUGGAGUUAGCUCCCCUGUCAACUUACAUGCGAGAUAGAACUUGUUGAAAUGAUGAAAUUUUGAUAAAAAGAGGCCAAUGCAUUUCUGGCAUGUCUGCUUUAGCCCUCACCUGAGACGAACAGCACCAACGUGGAGAUGUUUUGUUGAGAAGAUAACUAGUAUGGAAGACUUACAGACACCACAAACAAACCUCUGUUUUAUAACCGUUUUAUUGUAAAUGACAUUUUAGAAGAAAACAAAAAUAUGGAAAUUUUUAAUACUAUACACAAAGAUUAUUUUAGCUGUGAAUUCCUUCUCUUUCACAGACUUUCUGAUCAGCACUCGGACUUAUUCAGAAUCAUCUGUUUUUAUCUGUGUUUUAUAUACAAACAGAUCGCUGAACCUACUGAACUCUACAGGCUUAAUAGUUCUACACUAUUCCUGUCACAGUAGAAAAUAUUUACAUUGACCAUCAACUUAUACAUGCAGUCAUUUUUAAAGCAGAAUGUUGACAUUUUAUACAGUUUUAGAAUGUGUCAUAACAACAUCUUCAAAUAAAUGAAGAGUCACAUUUGAAUUUCAGGAAGAUGUUUUUUUUAUUAUUAUUUGAUUUUGAAGUGACAAAUAUAUCAAAAAAUAUAACUUUCAUGGAAUAUAUAAGCACUCUACAGUAUAGUUUGUGACCUCUGAACUUUGCUAACUCAUUCACCCCUGAAGUUUCAUAAUGAACUUUUCCAAUCUUUGAAUUUGAAGAGUUCAAAUUAAAUAUGUCUUCAGGGGUGAAUGAGUUAAAGACACAAUUGACUUUACCAUGGCCUACAAAUUGUCACAAUUGUAAAUCGUUGCCUUGAUUCACAUAAAGCCAAAUUGUCUGACACAUUUCAUCAUAUUUUAACCAUUAUUGUGUUGUAUUGAUUUGUACAUGAUGUUUGCCUUUUAUCAAUUAAUUUCUUUUAAGAUAGAUAUAUUUAUACAAGACUUUAUCAUGAGACAUUGCAUCUUUAAGAUAAAUGUGCCGCCAUUUUUAUAGUUUUCAUCGCAGCAAGAAGUCAUGACCAUACGCAAGUUUAGCAUUCAGUAGAUAUGAUAUUAACGUAGACUUAUUCUUGUACAUAAAUUUUGAUGUUAGAUUCUAUAUUUUUGUUGAGGUGGACAUGGUCAUAUGGACCUGAGAAACUGAUAUUGACCGAAGCCAAUGGUUAUAUCCACAUAUUCACCGGGAUAGAGGUUCUUCGUUGUUAUAUAAGAUACUUUAAUGUUUUAAUUAUUAGAUGGAACAUA
Molecule: messenger RNA, 1901 nt
Organism: Mizuhopecten yessoensis (Yesso scallop)
Lineage: Eukaryota; Metazoa; Mollusca; Bivalvia; Pectinida; Pectinidae
Product: phospholipid scramblase 2-like
Exons: 5
Coding region: 1-636 (211 amino acids)
Biological process (GO): plasma membrane phospholipid scrambling
Cellular component (GO): plasma membrane
Molecular function (GO): phospholipid scramblase activity
Source: RefSeq, a predicted model, not a curated record